UUGGGUUGAUCGCAGUGAGCGGAACGUUGCUGUGGCGAUAAUCGGCUUGUUGUUCGUUUUUUUUAAGAAACAUAUUGACAUUACACUUUUGUACCGUUUAAUCUCUUUUGUUCUGAUUUAUCAGAAGACUAUCAGAAGAUCUGCAAUGUCUUCAAAGGAAGACAGGGCUAAAGAGAUCCUGAAGGGCUUUAAGCUGUAUCCUUUACUGUGUGAAUAUUUCACUCCAUGAAGUGGCGGUUCCCCUGGAUCUGUCCAGAUGACCACUGAACCGCCAGCAGCUGCUGGAGACAUAAUUGGAUGAACCUCCGUGAUGCCGAGACAGGAAAAGUUUUGUGGCAAGGCACAGAAGAUCUCUCAUUACCAGGAGUGGAACAUGAAGCUCGGGUUCCGAAAAAAAUCCUUAAGUGUAAAGCUGUUUCCAGAGAAUUAAAUUUUUCUUCAUCUGAACAGAUGGAAAAAUUCAGGCUAGAGCAAAAAGUUUUCUUCAAAGGACAGUGCUUAGAAGAAUGGUUUUUCGAAUUUGGUUUUGUCAUUCCUAAUUCAACGAACACUUGGCAAUCAUUAAUAGAAGCAGCACCAGAAUCUCAAAUGAUGCCAGCUAAUGUUUUAACUGGUAAUGUAGUCAUAGAAACCAAAUUCUAUGAUGAUGACCUCCUUGUAAGUACUUCCAAAGUCAGACUUUUCUAUGUUUGAAGUGAAUUGUCUGCGGUUUAGUUUGAAAUGUCUUGCUGAUGGCAGAUGGAUGAGACACUUUUUAGCCUCGUGACCAAUGGAUCAGCUGUAUCUGGAUGGCAACUGGCAAAUUAGGUUCCUCAGAAAUGAUUUAGAAGAUUGAAGUGAGCAAGACUCAGAGCAAAAAAAAGACUCUUGUAAAAGAAGAAUGAGCAGUGACAGUACUGUAUUUUCUUGAGACCAAUGUUGUACAUUAUUUUAAUUGCUACUUGCUUUGAAUCUGUAUACACUGCUUUGCUUCCAUAUUUGUAUUAUAUGUAGUUGUACUUCAAGUUUAUUUAGCAGUUAGUCCAUGUUAAUUAGUUUCUUUCAUUGACAAUUGUGAUAUAUCAUUGUAACAAAGUGUAAAAUACUCCUUGUAUGUUAUAUAGAGUUAUAAUGAGAGGUCUGAGCAACAUUUCAGUCUGAAUGAAAUAAAGGCUGUUGCUUCUGUAUUUUACAGUCAAAUGUAGUUUGUACUGUAUAUAUUGGUGCAGUAAUAUUUUAUAACAUGUUUUCAGUUUAUAAUUUGUUUGCUAAGUUACAAUAUUAAACAAGUUAGCUUUAAAUAAUGAUUUUAAGUAAAUCUUUUUUUAAUCUAAGGAUUUUCUUGGGAUAAUGUUGCUGAACUGUUAGAGAUACAAUAUAAAGUUAUGUAUAUUAUGUCACUGGGAGGUAGGAUUGAUCACUCAUCCAACAAAGUUAACUACUGUGAACCAAUGCAUUUUGUUAGUAAUCUAAUUGUUACUCUUCCCUGCAAUUUCAUCUUGAAGACCAAAAUUAACAAAGCAUUAAAUAUUUUUCCAGGAAUGCUGAUCUCAUCAGAAAAUCAUCUACUGUACUGUAAUUCAAUAUGUAAACAAUCUUUUGUUCCUCUUGUAUCCUCUCUUCCUUCAAUAGUCUGACCCCCUGUGAUUUCCUGUUUGAGAAUUUUUCCUUUGUAAUUCCUCACCAAAUCAGUUGUCAAAUUGUAGUGGAAUAGAAAUUGUAAAAUUUAAUUUGAUGCAUUUAUUAUUUUAGGUCUCUAACAAAAUUUCCUCAACUUGCCCUUCAUCAUCCAAAAUGAAGGCCACACAUUGGUGAUGACUAUACAGUGUCUGCACCUUAUUUGGACAAAUAACAUUUAAGAUACUUACUAAUUACAAGCUUUCAGAGGAACAUGUAUAAACUAUUUUAUUGAACAUGCUCUUAUUGCAAUUUCCUCCUGCAUGUUGUGGUUUUGUACUCUUAGUAGAACUUUGGGUGUUGUAUGUUUAACAUUAAGAUAUAUUUAGACAAAUUUGGGAUGGAUUGCUGUCCAUGAGCAGUGGGUAGAAGUUCCUUUCAGCAUGCUGACUCUGCCUAGGGCAACUAUCUAGCCAGAGAAACUGUUUUCCAUUCCAACAACAAAUUCAUUGUUGAGUCAAUGAAUCCACACUUCAUUUGAUUUCUUGUUUGCUUCUUGAGCAGCAGGAACAAAAAAGAGAAGAUAAUCAGUUGGAUUUAAAUGUUUAUUAUUAUCGUACACUGGAGAUCUCUGACUAGGACCUUUUGUUUGCUGGAGGGGAAUGUGUUGUGCAUCCAGCUUGUCUUAUAAAGAUCUGUCUCUCAGGGUACAGGUUUAUUUGUAACUAUCCAUUUUAAUGGUUUGAAUGAUAUUUAUAGAUUAAAUGUGAGUUAUUGAUGG
Hypanus sabinus (Atlantic stingray) is the source of this 2377-nucleotide messenger RNA. RefSeq names its product phosphodiesterase 6D, cGMP-specific, rod, delta (gene pde6d). Lineage: Eukaryota; Metazoa; Chordata; Chondrichthyes; Myliobatiformes; Dasyatidae. Gene Ontology annotation, cellular component: cytoplasm. Gene Ontology annotation, biological process: sensory perception of light stimulus. The transcript is spliced from 6 exons. The record is from RefSeq and is a predicted model, not a curated record. Bases 298 to 693 code for a protein of 131 amino acids.